GAGGGGGGAGUGAAGGAGAGAAAGAGAAGAGGAUUGAGUGAGAGUGUGGCUGACUGCCGCAAGGGGGAGCGCUGGUUUUGAUGUCGUCUGGUUUCUUGAAUUUCGCAAAGGGGGGAAAGAAAAUUGGAAGGGAACAAAAAGCAAUGUCUGGCUUUAAACCGACAUAACUACUGCGGCGAGCUCCACAUUAUUAAAUACAACAACAGCAAAUACACCAUCAACAUUAAUAAGAAUAUUAUAAUAAAGAGCCAUAGUUUAUUGUAUGAGAGUGCUGCUGCUGCUGUUUGGUUUGGCAUCAGAGGGGGGGGGGACCGACAUUGUUGUCUGCUGGUCUCUCUCCAAUGUCGGCUGCCAGUCGAGUUGACAACUUUACAGACGACACAACGACGACGACGACGAGGAGGAGGAUAUUUUUACGAAGCCACAUAAAGCCGGGUCGUUAGCAUACACACACACACACACACACAUAUAGACAAACACACAUAUACACGCGCACGCACGCGCGCGUGCAUACACAUACUUCCAAACACGCAGACACACACACACACAUAAACAAUCACGUACCCAUACAUAUAUUCACAUACACACGCGCGCACCUAUACACUCACAUCGCACACACACAACUUCUACCUACACAUACACCAACACACCUCUGCACAAACACCCUCACGCUCAAACACACGCACUCAUACGUACACACACACACGCCUCUACAUAAACACACACAUCUCUAAACACACAUACACACACCCACAUCGGCAUUUCACCAACAAAACAAAACAAAACAAACAAGACAAAAAUACACUCUAAUAAACACACAAUCACAUCCACCCACCCACAUUCACACGAAUAGAUAAUUACACAUAUACACAUACAAACAUAUAAACAAUCACACACACACACACACAUAUGUAAAAGGAAAAAAAAAUAUACAUUGUUUUCGGCUUUUUCUUUUUGCAUUCUUACGGAGGAAACCUAUAUUAUAUAUUAUAUAUAUCCUAUAUUAUAUUAUAUUAUAUAUACACUCGUCCAUUUAUGUAUAUAACAACAGAAGUGAAAGGACGACAAAAUAUUUGACCGGAAAAUAUGAGUGACAAAGAGUCGUCAAUAAGCAGACCAAGUAUGUCAGCUGCUUUCAGUAUGUCCAGUUCCGGCAGUAUCGGCAGUGUGGUCAGCAGUAACGGGGGAGGGACAACAAGCAGUGUGGAGACUACUUCGGGAAGCGCCGUGAUGGUGUGGAUGAUGGAACUACGGUUCUCUACAGAGAUGGAAUGUAUGACCGUUCUACAGAGCAAGUCUAUACGAAGAGGGAACGACCUGUCUGGACGGGCAGUGAAAAAUGCCAUAGAUUUCGUCCGGACAGAAGCAGAUGCUAUUGGCUGUGAAUUUAAAGACCUAUUUGCAUGCGUUGAUACUGAAAACUGGCCAUUCCUAAGUGACCUUACAGUUGAUGUCACCUGUCACAUCCGAUUCCUCAUCCAAGAAUGCAACAAACACAUUUGUGAACCACCAGCUCAUUUCGUUCAGCAACAAGAGGUUGUGAUGGGGGAAUGUGCCAAGCUUGCUCAAAGAGUUGAAAGUGUGUACAUGUCCACCCGAGGUAAAACAGCAAGGGUACCCCUGAUCAACCAACUGGUUUACUUGGGCGAGUCAUUCAGUCGGUUUGUUGACUUGGCUCUUGGACUCCUGGUACAGACUAUAGUGUUUGGUCUGGAACUCACUGCUGAUGUCCGAAACCUGUUGCUGGCCAUUAGUGAUGUCAUCAGUCUUGGAAUGGAGGGAGAUCACAUGUGUUACAUCCUUGUACGGGAAGGUGUGAUGCUGUCCUUAUUUAACAUAUGCAACAUGGAAACAUUACUAAAAGUACGAGCGCAAGCAUUGAGAGCCAUUUCUACCAUAUGUUGCAUUCCAGAAAGUAUACAAGAACUGGAAAAGGUAGGUGGCCUGGAAUGUUUGACAGACAUUUUAUCAGACAAAGCCCAGGGUGAAGAGGUGCGAGGAGAAGCAGCAGGAGUAGUUGCUCAAGCCACGUCACCCGCCCACGAACAUCACUUACCUAUGGUUGGACUCAUCGACAACAUGAACGACUUACUGAAGACCUUAAUAGAUCUCUGUCACACUGCCAUAUCCAAUGAAGUGUUCCUUCUGGCCUCCGCUGCCAUCGCCAACAUCACCUUCAUGGACAGCAACGCCUCCGAUAUCCUCCUCUACUUAAAGGCACCGUCCGUUCUCCUGCAGUGUUGCUUACUUAACAAAGCUACAACCAUUUUCGCUAAAGACCAGGUUGCCAGUAUCCUUGCAAAUAUGGCUGUGAUGGAAUCAUGCCAAGCCGAAAUCUCAAGACAGAAUGGCAUAGACAUACUGCUAAACUACCUCCAUGAAGAACCGUCGUCCUUUAGAAGUGCUGUUGAAAUAGCCGCCUGUGAACGAGUUCUACAGAAAGCAGCAAUUGCCUUGACCAGACUCAGUCGAGACGAGUGUCGCGCUCAACUCAUUGCUAAAUCUCAAGGGAUUCCUCGACUCGUCAAGCUAUGUCGUAAUGCCAACAGCAGAAACAACAGUGAUGCUGUACUCGUCGCCUGUUUGGCUGCCCUUCGUAAGAUCUGCAGUGUCUGCGGCAACCACGGUGUCGACCCUAAAGACUUCAAACAGCUGAUCGAGCCCCGACUCAUGGAUUCCUUUCUCAUCUGCACACACACUGAAGAGAACUUUGUCUGACAGCUACGGGCCGUUGCUCACCGCACGAGUUUCAUGUAGAACCUUUCUAUGUCAUGUGACUGUGUACAUCAUGUGACUUUUGCACGUCACGUGACGUCUCCUUCUGGAAUAUUUUCGACCCUUUUAUUGUAAAUUUAAAUAUUUAAGAACAUUAUUUUAAUGGGUUUUUUUUGUUGUUGUUGGGUUACAUAUUUGUUUUUUGUGGGUGGUAGGGAGGGGAGAAAAAGGUUAUUCAGAAUGUAAGGGGUACGUUGGACUUCAAGUGAAACGGCAGAGCAUCUCUGAAUAUCAGAUUGUUUGGUGGCUAGAGGCAACGGGAUGGCACUAUUGCCAACAGCUGUUGCUUGCGCACUGGCUGUAACCAGUUCAAUCACAGGGGUGGUGCUCAUUUGCUUGUUCCCUUGGUUAACAGUUGGAGCAGUUUGGUGCAGAUUUUAGAGGUGCACCUAAGAAAAACAGCUGGUGCAUACAUGCAAGCAGGCAGACAAUUUGUGAAAUAGACAGAAGUGUUAGGGGUUGUUAAUUGUGGAUUUGACCCCAGGAGAUGUGAGCCUGAUUGAUGCAGCUACUGCUGGUGGUGUUCCUUGGCAGAUACAUACCCCUGGCAGUGCACUAAGGGAGAAAGAAAUUGCUUAUGGUGCACAUGAGGUACAUUCUGAUCUAUAUUGCGGGUUCUGACAGAUGCAGCUAAACAAGCUGUGCCCUAUAAAUUCUGCUUGAUGAAAACCACUUAAAAAUGCACUCUGUAAACUGCACCAGCUGCUUGUGAUGCAACUGUCGACUGCUGCACAUUCUACUAGCUGCAACUAUAUCAAGGUGUGCGCACAGUCAACCGUGACAGCUCCUGAUAGGUGCAACUGCUUUCAGCGCACCCUGAUGACAAUAGAUGCAGCUUCCAAUAGAUGCAACUGGUCAAUGUACACCCAGAUAGUGGUUGUGAGGUCACACACCCCCUCCCGACAUCUUGGGUGGUGGUCGUGUGUACGGGAGGUGGGUUGGGGGAGAUUGUUUGGAACACUACAUCUAAAGGGUACCCUGUCAUAGACAUUUCAUGUUGCACACCUUAUAACUGUGGCGUCCACCCCACCUGCUGGGGGAUGCCUUCGAAAAUCGUCUUGCUUCAGUCUUUUCUUUUUAUUAUUAUUAUUACUAACCUAUUACCUGUGCCUCUUUCAGAAAUCCUCAUCAGUAUUAUUAUUGCAGGUACAGCAUCAAUGUCUUCGAGAAACUUUGCUUCUAAAGCCUUCCCAGGUAACUGAUUUUUCCCAAACCAAAGGUAAUCACCUCAGUCAGCACAUUAAGCGAAGGUUAAUUAUUUGCUUAAAUUAAAUGAAAUACAGGUACCUGGGCAUUGGUGUGAAUUAGUGCAGAUUAUAAGAGGUUCCGGAUUAUCAAUAUCCAGAAAUAGAGAGUCAUACGUGCAUCAUUAUCAUCUUCAUCUUCAUCUUCAUCUUCAUCAUCAUCAUCAUUAUUAUUAUUAUUAUUAUUAUUAAGAGUGCCAUUGUACCUACUGGAGAAGUUACCUCAAGCCUAUAAAAUAUUAUUAUUAUUGUUGUUAUUAUUAUUUUAGUUUAAAGAAAGGACUGGUAACUCAACAGAAUAAACUGACAUUUAUUUUGAGCCUGUGGAAGGAAUGCGAGAUGCCGAAAUAUUGUUCAAAGCACCAAUAAAUAAGUCACUUUCGAGUUGCGCUUUUUGUCAUUAAGUUGGCCGUGGUGAUGGAUUACGUCAGCUUUGUUUACCUUAGUGUUGGAUUGUGUCAAUCGCAUACAAAAGCUAAGAACUCAUCUCUCUAUCUAUUAUUAUUAUUAUUAUUAUUAUUAUUAUAAUUAUUAUUAGGGUGGCGAGCUGACAGAAUCAUUAGUACGCCGGGCAAAAUGCUUAGCGGAAUUUCGUCUGUGGCUACAUUAUAAAUUCAAAUUCCGCCGAGGUUGACUUUGCCUUUCAUCCUUUCGGCGUCAAUAAAAUAAAUACCAGUUACGCACUGGGAUCAAUGUAAUCAAUUCAUUCCCUCCCCCGAAAUUGCUGCCCCUGUGGCAAAAAUUUGAAAGAAUAAUUAUUGUUAUUAUCAAAGUGGCGAGAUGGCAGAAAUGUUAGAACACCAGGCAAAAUGCUGUUCUAGGGGGUCAAUGUCACGAACUUAACCUUUGCCCUCAAAACUGUUGACCUUGCAAGCUGGCAGAAUCGUAGUCUGUGUUAUGACCCUUUCCUGUAAGAAAUUAUUAUUAGUAUUAUUACUACUGCUAACAUCAUCAUCAUCGUUAUCAUCACUGUCGUCAUCAUUGUUGUCGUCAUCAUCAUCAUCAUCAUCAUCAGUGUUUGUUACAUGUUACGUUUAUGAUCGUUACAUGUCAUGUUUCAACCCUGUUCCUUUGUUUAUGUUUGGAUGGCUUCUGUUUAUUUUGCGGUCCCAGAAAUAGAGGAAGAGUGUUUGGGUACAAGGUGUGAGUAACCCUAUGCUGGAAAUUGCAUGAAGCCUGACAUGUGUUUAUUUAGGGUAAACAGGGAUGAUAACAAAAACACCUGACACCUCAUGGGUUUUGUUCAGCCUUUUAGGUUCUGGGUUCAACCCCCACAUCAACCGAUUGUCAUCCCAAUCUGUUGAUGGGGACAGAGGAAACAAUGGGGUUGCAGUUUAUGGAAGGCGGUGAGCUGGCAGAGUCGUUAGCACACCGGGAAAACUAUUUAGCAGCAUUUCGUCUGUCCUUACGUUCUGAGUUCAAAUUCCACCAGGGUCGAUUUUACCUUUUGUCCUUUCGGGGUCAAUAGAAUAAGUACCUGUUGAGCACUGGGGUCAAUGUCACUGACUUAACUCCCCUCGCCCCCGAAUAUUGCUGGCCUUGUGCCAAAAUUCGAAACCUAUAUAUGUAACCUCUGGUUUCCAUAUAUCACCAUGACUAAAUGCAUAUAUAUAUAUAUAUAUAUAUAUAUAUAUAUAUAAUAUGUGUAUGUAUCUAUACAUAUAAUGUAUGUGUAUGUAUGUAUAUAUAUAUGUGUGUGUGUGAGUGAAUGGCUACUCAAGUUUCGCGUUUCCGCUUCAUCGAAUGACUCGGCUUUAAAUAAAUAUUAUUCCACUUUACUUCACUGGAUCCUGGGGCCUAAUUACAUUCCCACCUGCCUCAUAUUAGUCACCUAUUUCAUAGAAUAUACAUAUAUAUAUAUAUAUGUAUUAAUAUUAUCUGUGUGUGUAUACGUAUAAGUAUCGAUAUAGAUAUAUGUAUAUAUAUGUAUACGUAGGUAUGUGUGUGUGAGUAUAUUUCAAGGACACAGUGUUUGUAUUGUGUAGGGUGAUACACAACUCCCCACAGAUUUAUUCUCCAAGACUUUCUUCAGCUGUUGCCAGUAAAGGAAACGGUCCCAUUUUUUCAUCUCUUCCUUCUUUCCAACCUAUAAAUAUUCUCAGCUGAGGCCUCAAACAUUUUUGUUGUUGUUAUUGUUGUCGUUGUGGUCAUCAUUGUUUUCAUUUACUUUUGUUUUGUUUUUUUUAAUAUAAAUUUCGUUCUGUUGUUAUGGCAACCUUUUUCAGUGUGUUUUUUUUUUGUUAUAUAUAUUUUUUGUUUUCCUUGUGGUGUUUUUUUUUUUUCUUUUGUUGUUUUUUAAUUCCACCAUUGAUUAACGAUAAAUUUCAUAAUUGUUUCAUGAGACCUUUCCAUAAGUAGAGAUAUAGACGAGUGGGUGUGUUUGUGUGUGUAUGUGUGUUAGUGU
Molecule: messenger RNA, 6423 nt
Organism: Octopus bimaculoides (California two-spot octopus)
Lineage: Eukaryota; Metazoa; Mollusca; Cephalopoda; Octopoda; Octopodidae
Product: protein inscuteable homolog
Biological process (GO): establishment of mitotic spindle orientation; regulation of asymmetric cell division; asymmetric cell division
Cellular component (GO): apical cortex
Molecular function (GO): cytoskeletal adaptor activity; protein binding
Source: RefSeq, a predicted model, not a curated record